Messenger RNA from Sipha flava (yellow sugarcane aphid), 459 nucleotides. RefSeq lists its product as uncharacterized. The coding region runs from base 1 to 435 and encodes 144 amino acids. NCBI's taxonomy places the organism in Eukaryota, Metazoa, Arthropoda, Insecta, Hemiptera, Aphididae. The record is from RefSeq and is a predicted model, not a curated record. The transcript has 4 exons.
AUGGAAAAAACUUCAUUUCUUACUGUAACGUUGGGUAAAGUAUCUCAAGAAAUAGAUUCUGUUAUUACCACCCUAGAAGCUAAUCGCUGUGAAGAACAUUUUUUAGCAAUUUGGACUCAAAUAACUAAAUCUUGUACAAAAAACCACAUACUGUUGGAUAUAUCCAUGAAUGGAUCUAAGAGAAAAAGAACACAGCCAAAUAAACUAAGUAAUUAUACUACUGAAGUAAAUACAGGUGAAAAUGAAGAGCAUAGCUCAAAUGAUAUUAUGACAUGCUAUCGUGUCAAGUAUUUUAUUAUUUUGGACACUGUAAUAAAGAAUCUUAAUAUGAGAUUUUCAAAAGAAAGUAUGAAGUUGGCUAAUAGUGUGGAUGACUUUUUAAUGUUAGACUAUUCAAAAAACCUUACAUUAACAAACCAUUAUAAAAAUUUAUAGAAUAUCGAUAUGGAAAGCUUAAAG